Procambarus clarkii (red swamp crayfish) is the source of this 860-nucleotide messenger RNA. The record is from RefSeq and is a predicted model, not a curated record. Lineage: Eukaryota; Metazoa; Arthropoda; Malacostraca; Decapoda; Cambaridae.
UAGUUCUUCCGUUAGGACAAGUUGGACGAACAGCGCUGCAACUUCGAAUAUCCAGAACUCACAAGGAUGAGUCAAUAUCUCCAGAGAUGGUUCUCCCGGAACUUGGUCCUCUUGCUCUUAGUAUUGAGCGUUGUCACCCUUGUAUACGAAAUUGCUGUGGAAAAACCUCACGUUCAAAUACUAACGAGGAACAUCUCAGGGAUAAGACCAUAUGUGAAGGAGGAGCGAGUGUUGACGGCAAAGACAUUUGCAGGAGUAGCACAGGACGACCCAGCUCUGGUGAACUACAUCCGUAACAACCUCCUCCAGCCGCCCUCACAACUACCCUAUAACCUCGCCAACCCAGAGCGCCAGCAUUUCUCUGAAUUUGAUCAGUCCAGCUACGCCGAUAGUGAGAUAUUACAUGGCAUGAGAGGUGGAUUCUUCGUGGAGGUUGGCGCCGUGGAUGGAGAGUACCUCAGCAACUCCUUGUAUUUCGAGAGAAACCUCAACUGGACGGGACUUCUCAUUGAGGCUUUCCCGCAAACUUAUCACGAACUCCUACAGAAACACAGAAAAGCAUAUACCAUAAACACUGCACUAGCCAUGGGCAAAGUCUCUGCAGAAAUUCAGUUUUCGUAAGUAGCUUAAAUAUGUCUUAAAGACCACAUCCAUGACUCGUCCUAUUACAAGAUAUUAGUGAGGAAGUCUAACAGCUACUGACAAUUCGAUUCAAACCAGAAUCUUUGUAAAAAGUUUACAGUAGUGCAGCCAAGCUAAGUAUGAGACUUGAAUCCUUUUAAUGAGUUAUGUGUGCUUUUCCGUGAUGCAAUGUGGCCCCAUCUUCCAGCCUUCCAGCCGGAGGUGGUACCCUCUUUCCC